CAAAGCUUCAAAGCUUCAACGCAACAACGCAACAACCACCCGUUCUUAGACCACAGCAAACCGAAUUAACGUGCAUCUCACUCCUGUAAGCAGAGAUAUGCCGCUCGAGUAUAUGCCAUGCAGUGCUAUACAGAGCUGACGCCGCCGACGGCCGUGACGCAUUCGACGACGCUGCAAUUUAUCCCCGGGCAAGGCACGAACCUCGCCGUCGCCAAGUCGUCCCUCCUCCAAAUAUUCCGAACAAAGGUCGUUGCAACCGAACUCGACACAUCGCAGAACAACGGACACCGGACACGCAAUGCGAAUCGAUACGAAAGCCGGUUAGCCAACGACGAUGAUGGCCUCGAAACAUCCUUCCUUGGCGGUGAUAGCCUGGCCCAGAGAACUGAUCGCGCCAACAACACGAAACUGGUCCUCGUUGCCGAGUUUCCGCUUGCGGGCACCGUAACAGGACUCGUUAGGAUAAAGACACCAAACGCGCGCCACGGAUGCGACUCGCUUCUGAUCGCAUGCAAGGAUGCAAAGCUCAGUCUCGUCGAGUGGGACCAAGAACAACACACGUUGUCGACUGUAUCGAUCCACUACUACGAGCAGGACGAACUCCAAGGAAGCCCCUGGGCUGCCCCGUUGAGCCAUUAUGCCAACUUCUUGGCCGCAGACCCGGGCAGUAGGUGUGCUGCGCUCAAGUUCGGCGCCAGAAACCUAGCCAUCCUGCCCUUUAAGCAGGCCGAUGAGGACAUUGACAUGGGUGACUGGGAUGAAGAGCUGGACGGCCCGCGGCCGGCCAAGGACCUGUCGAGCGCCGUCAUAAAUGGAGCUAGCAACAUAGAAGACACACCAUAUUCACCGUCAUUUGUCCUCCGACUCACCAAUCUUGACCCAAGCCUGCUCCAUCCUGUGCACCUGGCCUUCCUGCAUGAGUACCGAGAGCCCACCUUUGGCAUUCUCGCCUCCACCGCCGCCGCCUCGAACUCGCUCGGCCGCAAGGACCACUUCGUCUACAUGGUCUUCACCCUCGAUCUCCAACAAAAGGCUUCCACCACCAUCCUCUCCGUCGCCGGCCUGCCCCAGGACCUCUUCCGCGUCGUGCCCCUGCCCGCUCCCGUUGGCGGCGCCUUGCUCGUAGGGUCCAACGAGCUCAUCCAUAUCGACCAGUCGGGCAAGCCAAAUGGCGUGGCUGUCAACCCCAUGACCAAGCAAUGCACCUCUUUCGGCCUUGUCGACCAGUCCGAGCUCAACCUCCGCCUCGAAGGCUGCGUCAUAGAAGUCCUGGCCGCCGAGUUGGGCGAGCUUCUGAUUAUCCUAAACGACGGCCAAAUGGCCGCAAUGACCCUCCGUAUCGACGGCCGUACCGUCUCCGGUCUGGAGCUGAAGAUACUCCCCGCAUCGUCCGGGGGAUCUAUCGUACCUGGCCGUGUCUCGACGCUUUCGCGGGUUGGUCGCAACGCCAUGUUUGCUGGGCUCGAGGAGGGCGACUCUCUCCUGUUCGGGUGGGCUAAAAAACAGACCCAGGCUGGGCGGAGGAAGCCCCGGUCCAAAGACAAUGCCGCGGACAUGGACGUCGAGGAAGAGGAAGACCUCGUCGAGGAGGAAGAGGAGGACGAGGACGACCUGUACGGCGAAGAUUCGGCACCUCGGCACCAGCCUGUGUCGGCAGUGAGCAGCCUCCUAAGUGGAGAUGCCAGCCUUCGCGUCCACGACCGUCUCCUCAACGUCGGCCCUGUCCAAGCAAUGACUUACAGUCAGCCGGUCUGGCUGUCUGGGAGUGAGGAGGAACGAAACUCGACCGGCGUCCACAGCGAUUUGCAGCUGGUCUGCGCCGUGGGCAGAGACAAGUCGGCCUCUCUCGCGAUCAUGAACCUGGAGAUACAACCAAAGGUCAUCGGCCGCUUCGAGUUCCCCGAGGCGAGGGGAUUCUGGACCAUGUCUGCCAAAAAGCCAAUCCCGAAAACGCUCCAGGGCGACAAGGGCGGGAAUUCUCUCGGGAAGGACUACGACAUGUCCGGCCAGUAUCACAAGUACAUGAUUGUGGCCAAGGUGGAUUUGGACGGCUAUGAAAAAUCCGACGUGUAUGCUUUGACAGCCGCCGGGUUUGAGGGUCUUGGGGGCACCGAGUUUGACCCUGCGGCCGGCAUCACCAUCGAAGCAGGGACGAUGGGUAAAGGCAGUAGGAUCAUUCAGAUACUCAAGUCUGAAGUCCGAUGUUACGACGGAGAUUUCGGGCUCAGCCAGAUAGUACCCAUGCUUGAUGAAGAGACCGGUGCCGAACCUCGGGCCAUCAGCGCAAGCAUUGCGGACCCGUUCCUACUCAUCAUUCGGGACGACUCAAGCGCGUUCGUCGCCCAGAUGGAUAGUAGUAACGAACUGGAGGAGCUCGAAAAGGAAGACCAAACCCUCGCUACCACCAAGUGGCUCACCGGCUGCUUAUACGCCGACACUACUGGCGCGUUUGCGGAAGAAGCGGCCGGGAAAGGGGGCAAACCAGCCCAGACCAUACUUAUGUUCCUUCUUAGCGCUAGUGGCUCUCUAUACAUCUAUCGGCUUCCAGACCUGUCGAAACCAGUCUAUGUUGCUGAAGGAUUGUCUUACAUACCCCCAGGCCUGUCGGCCGACUAUUCUGCAAGGAAAGGCACAGCAAAGGAGACAGUGGCAGAGAUUCUGGUGGCUGAUCUCGGUGACACUACUCACAAAUCUCCGCAUCUCAUUCUCCGUCAUGCAAAUGACGACCUGACGGUCUACCAACCAUUCCGCUACAAUACUGGCGCUGGUCUGGAGUUUUCCAAGACCCUAUUCUUCCAAAAGCUGUCAAACACGGCCUUUGCCAAGAGCCCCGAAGAAGCAGACGAGGAUGAGGCAACACACCAGCCUCGAAUCCUAUCCAUGCGCAGGUGCAGUAACAUUGCCGGAUACAGCACCGUUUUCCUCCCCGGCGCAUCGCCAAGUUUCAUUAUCAAAUCAUCCAAAUCAGCGCCGAGGGUGCUGCCGCUUCAAGGGACAGGUGUGAUAGCCAUGAGCCCAUUCCAUACCGAAGGCUGCGAGCAUGGGUUUAUCUACGCAGACUCUCACCAUAUCGCGCGGGUCACCCAGCUGCCGCAGGACUGGAGCUACGCGGAGACUGGACUCGCCGUCCAGAAGACAUCCAUCGGGGAGGAUAUCGCCGCUGUCGCGUACCACCCUCCCACGCAGAGCUAUGUGUUGGGCUGCAACACGCUCGAGCCGUUUGAGCUACCAAAGGACGACGACUACCACAAGGAGUGGGCGCGGGAGAACCUGCCGUUCAAACCCACCGUCGACCGCGGCAUCCUCAAGCUCGUGAGCCCCAUCACGUGGACGGUGGUUGACUCGGUUCAGAUGGAGCCCUGCGAGACCGUCCUCUGCGUCGCCAGUCUGAGCCUGGAGGUAUCCGAGUUCACCAACGAGCGGAAGCAGCUCAUCGCCGUGGGCACUGCGCUCACCAAAGGCGAAGAUCUGCCGACUAGAGGCCGCAUCUACGUCUACGACAUUGCUGAUGUCAUACCCGAGCCCGGCCGCCCGGAGACCAGCAAGAAGCUGAAGCUGAUCGCGAAAGAAGACAUACCGCGAGGAGCAGUCACCGCGCUGUCUGAGAUUGGCACCCAGGGUCUCAUGCUGGUUGCCCAAGGCCAAAAGUGUAUGGUUAGAGGUCUGAAGGAGGACGGCACGCUUCUGCCCGUGGCCUUUAUGGACAUGAACUGCUACGUCACCACCGCCAAGGAGCUCCCUGGGACUGGCCUCUGCCUGCUGGCGGACGCUUUCAAGGGCGUGUGGUUCACCGGGUACACCGAGGAGCCGUACAAGAUGAUGCUGUUCGGCAAGAGCUCGACCAAGCUGGAGGUUCUAAACGCAGAUUUCUUGCCCGACGGAAAAGAGCUCUUCAUCGUGGUAUGCGACGCCGACGGCCACAUGCACAUCCUCGAGUUCGACCCCGAGCACCCAAAAUCCCUCCAAGGCCACCUCCUCCUGCACCGCACGACCUUCAACACAGGCGCCCACCACCCGACCAAAUCCCUCCUCCUCCCGGCCUCCACACCAGCCGACAAAGAAACCGACAAGCAAAACGCCUCCACCAACCCCAAAAACCCCACCCAACCAGAACAAGAAGACCAACCCCGCGAACCCGCCACGCAAAGACCGCACGUCCUCCUCCUCGCCUCCCCGACCGGCGCCCUCGCCGCGCUCCGCCCCCUCCCGGAGGCCACCUACCGCCGCCUCUCGUCCCUCGCCACCCAGCUCGCCAACGCGCUGCCGCAGCCCGCGGGGCUCAACCCGCGCGGGUACCGGCUCCCCGGCGGCGGCGGCGGUGCGGCGGCGGCGGCGGACGCGGCGACGGCGGCGGGCGUCGAGGCCGGGAUCGGGCGCACGAUUGUCGAUGGCGCGCUGCUGGCGCGCUUUGGGGAGCUGGGGAUGGCGAGACGGGUGGAGUUGGCGGGGAGGGCGGGGUAUGGAGGGGGGGGUGGUGGUGGUGGUGGUGGUGCUGGUGUGGGGGAGGUUAGGGGGGAGUUGGAGGGGGUUUUGGGGUGGGCGGGGUUGGGGUAUUUUUGA
Messenger RNA from Chaetomium fimeti, 4560 nucleotides. Its product is annotated as CPSF A subunit region-domain-containing protein. The record is from RefSeq and is a predicted model, not a curated record. Bases 118 to 4560 code for a protein of 1480 amino acids. Gene Ontology annotation, cellular component: nucleus; mRNA cleavage and polyadenylation specificity factor complex. Gene Ontology annotation, molecular function: nucleic acid binding; protein binding. The transcript has 5 exons. NCBI's taxonomy places the organism in Eukaryota, Fungi, Ascomycota, Sordariomycetes, Sordariales, Chaetomiaceae.